This is a messenger RNA of Schistosoma curassoni, 5729 nucleotides long. The record is from the annotation of a GenBank genome assembly. Lineage: Eukaryota; Metazoa; Platyhelminthes; Trematoda; Strigeidida; Schistosomatidae.
GUAAGAGCCAAGUUUGAAGUUUAACCUUGUUACUGUUUAUUGUUAGACUCUGUGUUUAAGUGGUAAUACUUGUGGUUAAUAUAACUAGCCAUUCUCACUCGCUCUGUAUUCUACCUCUAUUUCUACAGGGUCGCAUAGCUCAAAAAAAUUCGCUUUCAGCUGCUGCUGAGAUAUCUAACCUUAGUAACCGAUGUUUUGACAGGUUUUUAAUAAGCGAAAUAAUCUUAAACGUAAACAUUCCUGGGUAGUUGUAGCAUACACUAAAAGCCAGACGGUGACGUAACAUUACCAUAUUGUUUCUUGGAGUACUGAAGUUAUUCUUUGUUAUUUCAUUGUGUUAUGGGUUGCCACGUUUCAGCUGAUAGUUCUAAUAGUUUUACGUGGGACGACUAUCUUAAGAAAACAAACGGUCGCCCGGCGAAGUUGGAGUGCUUUAAACAGGUUAGUAGUGCAUUAUUUUGUAGGAUACAAAUUUGACUUAGAAUGAAUAGUUUAUUUUACUCUCCACAGUAGAAAUUAGUGUCGCUCCCCUCAAGACGUGGCACCAGUACAAUAUUCCAUUGGUGGUCGUAGAUUUAUGAGAAGUGGGGUCUUACCGAUCAAGAAUAAGUUAUUCUUAACUUGUGACUAGAGAAUUUAGGUAAUAUCUCUCCAGUCGCAGUUGCUCCUAUGUCCCGAUUUUCGUAUAACCCUAUACUUUUCGUUCUGUGGUUUUACCAGUAUCCUUGAUACAAUGUUAUCUGAUGCUCUCGGCAGUAGUUUCACUCACUACCUUAUAAAUCUCUGAUGAUAUGAAGUAUGCCAUGUUGGACCGAUAUAUUUUUGUGCCAGAUUUCAAGUUAUCAGUAACUAAUUGCUGCAACCCACCAAAGUCAAACACUUUCAAGUCUAGCAAAGUGAGAGAAAGUUGGCACAUGGGUCUGAAGCCUAUUAAUAUUACGAGGUAAAGGAACAGUAAGGAAAUAAUCCGUCCAUGGCCUUAAGGUAUAAUUCAAAAGGGUUCCUUAACAACACUCACGGUAAAAUAACUGGAUAUUCACGCAUAUGAGUUUGUACUACUUAAAUUCGAUUAACUAUAUAAGGGCUCAGAAUUUUCCUUGUUGGAAAACUUUGUGAGAAUAAUUGUUCUUGAGUAUCUAAUAUCAUCGAAUAUUGUACCUAUUUUUGACUGCCUAUUCUGGUUCCAGUAUCAACAAUUCCAUCGAAAUGAAAACUUUUGUGGUCGUACCCCAGUGGUUCAUUCAUUACGUAGGCAGUAGUACAAAGGCAUUGUAGGUAUCCCAACAUCAUCGUAAUUUUGUAGAUAUCUAAGAAAUAUCUCGUUCAUAUCCAUAUUUCAUUCAGAGGCUACCAGUCAGUGUUGAUACACUUGAAUUAGGCACGAAAUCCUGCAUCUUAUUAGUUACCAUGUUACUUGCUAUCAGGGGCACAGGAUAUUACAACCCUGCUGGUUGAAAAUCAAGACACUCAGAUGCCAUUAUUUGAGACGGCACAUUUGAGUUUUGAAAUGUUUAUCAACGAGACUAAUUGCUUGAUUUACUAAAGUAUUUGUAACUUUGUUGAUAAAACAUUCUUACAGCUGUUCAUAGUUCCUAACAAGCUUUAUUGAAUACCACAUAAACUACUGGAGAAAGCAUUAAAUCUAAGGUUCUUCAGACGAAAUAUUUCCUGUUGAUCUAAUUGUUGUGGGACACAGGCUGUCGUAAAUCAGUAAAUUCAGCGUUUACACAUAUAACACGUAAGUCGACGAAAAAGACAUCUGAUGCCAAGAAGCAAAUGUAAGUUAUUGGGUUUAAUUUAUGUAGUGCUGACAACUUCAAAAUAUGUCCUUGAUCUGCAAGGCUCGUUAUGAAGCUAUCUGAAGCAGAUCCGAGUUGUUCAGAAGUGGAAUUCAUGUUUUAUUUUCGCCUAUAAAUGUUAAGUGUUCCACAUUAGACGAUAUAAGAUGAUGGUAGGUGAACUAGUUAGGCACCAAACUUAUUUGAUUUUUGAUCCAUUCUCUUGUCCAAAUAUGUCAUUAACUCGCUUGACGUAUGCCAUUAUCAUCUGUAAUAGAAUAUCUAACAGCCUCAUGAAGGUCUAAUAGAUUCAUUUAUUUAUUAUUAUUUUAUUUGAACACAAAGAUUGGCACGAGAGGGCACCAAAUACGUAUCCGCCACAAUAACAAAAAGGUCAGUAGGAGUUGCGAUUGAUUUGUGUGAGGUCUGUGAUACUACCCGUGCGCCCAAACCGAAGCAGGUGAUUUCUUAGGGUGCCACACCCUGAGCUUUAAACUUAAAGGUCCAAAACAUAUGGCAAUGAAGCAACGUCAGGAGAUGCAGUCUCGUGGUAGCCGGUGACCAACAAUAGGUUCAUACGCCAUUUAUUCCCUCAGGAUUUUGGAGCCCAUGUGCGCCAUUGGUUCGGAAUUAGGAUUUUCCAACUCACCUAGGUAGACCCUCUGUUUCUACCAGCCCGGUUAAAGCACCGGACAUUUGCUUUUCACCCCCUCAAUUUCGUAAACAACACCUCUGUCGUGAGAAGGCAAUGAGUAGGUCUUCAUUGUCAGUGGUUGUAUACGCGUGGACAUAUGGUAACAUUUUGAGAGUGAAAGCUGACACGCCCCACCCCCGACCAUACCUGGGCAUUUGGGGGCAAAUGACAGGAUGGCGAAGGAGGUUCCGCCCAAUAAUAAUAAUUUGUCUUAACUCAUUUUGUUUCUUUCGUCCGCACAACGUACUCUCGUUAUUUUUAUUAUAUAUAUCUCUCUCAGGUACAUUGUUUCGAACUGUGGGAUUGAGAGCCUAUCAAGUUAAGUGACAGGUUUUAUGUUGCUGGUUCGGUUUUUCAUAUUUCCAGUAUUUUUAUUUUCCACGCGUUUAGAAGUACUAGGUUUAGCUGAAGUGAAAUAUUUUGUAUUGGGAUAGUAACUAGUAUAUCAUCAAGUGUAGCUGAGUCUUAUGCAAUAUAGAUUAUAGCUAUUUUGAGUUUUUAGUAUAUUUUAACAGUUUUUUUAGCGAAACCAAUCGCAUCCACUUAUUCCAUAUUGAUGUCGAUUUUAACAUUAUUCAACCCUAUAUAAUCGAUUAUUUCAUCUUAAUUCCACUUCUAACUGCUCAUUUAUACAUUUCUUACUGUAUCAAAACAUCAAUUUCUUGUUUUUGUUUCAGUCUCUUGUUCCUCCGCCAAACUAUUUCGAGGUGAAUACCAUUCUAGAAGCGGAGGAUCAACGUAGCGCAGCUCUUGUUCUCAAUCCAUAUUCAAACGACCUAAUAAAAGCACGUUAUGCUAAUAAUUCUACUAUUAGUAAUCAACAGCUGUUGGAGACCCCAUGUAGAAGGUCCAGUCUGAAUCCUCACUCCAGUGGAACUGUCCGACGCUUCAGAGCAGCUUCAUUCAGUUUAGCUCGAGUGAUAGAAACGUGUGGUCCACGUUUGAGAAUACGUCUGGUUGGAACUGAUGAUCGUAAUGAUUAUUGGUUCUUAGUUGAUUCUGAUCAAAUCAGACCUUAUCCUUCUGGAAGUCCACUACAACCACCCUUUGGCUAUAUGCAUAAUCAUCUUGUGUGGAAUCGUACUCUUAAGAAAGCAACUGAAGGAACGCGUUUUGCAGAUCCUUCGUGGUUCAUUUCAGUAAGUCGUAAUCUGUCUUAUAGUUCGUAUUCUGUUUUCACGUUGUUUCCAAUUAGUAAUACCGUAUUUUUUAUAUUACAGCAACCACCAGAUCCAGAGGAUAACUACUUCCAAGUGAAUGACAAGUUAGAGGCAGUAGAUCGUAGAAAUACUCAGCUGAUAUGUCCUGCAUCUGUAGGCGCAGUGAAUGGCCACCAUAUUUUGAUAAAUUUUGAUGGUUGGUCAGGAGCUUUUGACUAUUGGGCUCGUUUCGAUAGUCGUGAACUAUUUCCUGUCGGUUGGUGUAAGUCAGCCAACUACCCUCUUCAGCCACCUGGACCAAACGUUAUACGCUCUCCAAUUAUUCAUUCAACCCCUAGUUUCUUGUAUGCUCAUAAUUCUGUUUCCCAAGCUCCCAGCAUCUCACCAAAAUAUCUAUCUAAAGUACUUACUAACAGUUGCAGUCGUAUCACAAAGACAGAUAAAACGUCCUCAUGUCCUCGUAAAAAGUUGGGACUUUCAAGAAGAAUUAAAUCGCAUACAAAUUUAGUUAGGAGUAAUUUGCAUGACGAAUCAGAAAGCUCAACACCUUUCAGGAAUCCUUGUGAGCUGUCAGCAAAACAACCUCUAAGUAUAAGGAGUUCAUUUUCUCCUGUUUUAUCAACGCCAAAUCAUAAUAGCGUUGCUUCCGACCAUAUGGACGUCAAUAAAAAUGAACGUGUUGAUUUGUUUGUGGAACCUAAUUCCCUAAAUACUUCACAAGUUGAUUCUUCCAUUCGGUCCUUGACAUCACCACCCAUUGUCCCUCCUGUCCUAGAAGAUGCAAAUGAUUCUUUAAACACGUUUUACUCUUCGUCUCCCCCUGAACAUCCUCCACGAAUCGAAGCUUCUGAAUUUGUGAGUGAUUCUGCGAACGUACGUCAUCGACGUUUCAGUGGCCCUUCCGAUUGCGUUGUGCGUCUUCAAGCGAAAUCGUCACUAAUGCCAAUGUCCAACGUGUCACAUCCUUAUGAGCCAGAACUAAAAUCAUGGAAAGUAGUAACAAAAACUAAGCAAAAAAGCAAACAACACAAACUGAAGCGUCGCAGUGGAAAUUCAAAGAAAAAAUAUCCCAAAAUAAAACAGAAAUUCAAAAUAGCCAAUAACAGUUUAACUAGUUCGGUGCUGUGCGACUAUGAGUAUGUUGAUUCAGUUUCUCCUCAGCUGAAAGCCUUUUCUGAUGUGAGUCAAAACUAUGAAAAGUCAAUCGCUUAUUCAGAAGACAAUCCCAAUUUGUACAAAAACGAAGCUGCCAAUUCUACUGCUUUCUGCAAAAACGAUUCUGCAUUAACAUGUACUCCUGUCUUCAUGGCAGAUAGAAAGAGUUUAUUUAGAUCGGAGAACGAUCGAAGUAAUAGUGCAACCAUGGGGUCAAGUUUAGUCUUUCAAUCACAUAUCUCCCAUGAUAUCAUACAUACGAAUGGCUGUUACUUUGACGAAAUGAAUUCCCCUACUCAUGAUAAUUUGUCUGUUGAAACAUCCGAUUCACAUUUGUGGUUUUCUGGAAAGUUAGAGUCUAAUUCUAAUAAAUCUUCUUAUCCUGUGUACGCUCAUCAAAAUGUUGAUAGUUUAGAUAGUCAGAGUCUAACUACACAUCUCCCUUCGUCAACAGUAUCUCCUUCAUCACUGGAUUUAGGAUCGUUUCCUUUUCCUAAUCCUACUCAGUGGACUAUUGAAGAAGUAUACAACUACAUUACGGCUCGUGAUGCUACUCUCCUUGAAGCAGCGGAAAAAUUCAAACAUCAUGAAAUAGAUGGCCAAGCACUUCUUCUUCUUAGCAUGGAAUCACUGCGUAAUUAUAUGAAGAUUAAAUUGGGUCCGGCUUUGAAAAUGGUCCAUCUUAUCAGUCGUCUAAAACGUGGGUUGCUGUAACAGCUAGUCUUCGGAGUUUGGCUUCUUUAUUGGUCCUUUAUAUUUCAAUUAUACCAUCCGGACAAUAACAAUUUACAGAUGAUGAAUGUUCCUAAAUCUCCUCUAAAAUUUAUGUGUAUCUGUGUUUCUAAUCUAUUUUCUUAGUACUCAAAUUGACAGAUCUUUAUGAGUUCAAUGUAGUUGAAUUCAUUCGGUUAAUGUAACUGUUCAAUAUGAAAAAUCGUCUUG